Molecule: messenger RNA, 1484 nt
Organism: Andrographis paniculata
Lineage: Eukaryota; Viridiplantae; Streptophyta; Magnoliopsida; Lamiales; Acanthaceae
Exons: 4
Coding region: 374-1267 (297 amino acids)
Source: RefSeq, a predicted model, not a curated record
CUGGGAAGUAGCAACAAAAGCAAGAUUGUUGGGGUGAGUGAAGACCGUACCGUAUACGUGCAAUCUCCGUUAUUCCCUCGCACCUCGCUCCUCACAGCCCCACAAUUCUUCGAUCUCAUCCUUCAAUCGACGAAAUUUAUAAGCUAAACAAGGAAAUUGGGGAAUUGCAGGUAGAAGCAGAAACGGCUAUAUUUGAGUGUUCCACCGAAAUCCCGAACCGAAUUAAGCCACCCUUCAAUCGGGUGGGACACCCAAAUUUGUCAUUUCUGUAUCGUCGUCGUUCAUAAUCUCGAAGAGAAGUUGAAUUGGAUUGUUAAUCGAUCGAGGAACGCUAACAAAGGGGGGUGGAUUAGGUUUUUGAUUCCGGUGUGUGAUGACUCACAUUGCUGGGGACAAAAUUCUUAGGCUGGAUAGAGAUUACGUGGAAUUGGAGGAUGGCGGCGGCGAUGGCGGUGGUGGUGAAGCGAUUCCAGAGGUGGAGACGCCUCGGUGUUCUUGCGGCGGGGAUGGCGGAGGAGGAGGAGGAUUGUGGUGGUGGUCGGUGGUGAAGCUGGUCCUGGUGGCGUUGUUCUUCGCGGUAAUGGUUGUGGUUUUCUUCGAAUGGAUUGGACCUUUCAUCAUGAAUAAGGAAAUUAUCCCGACGAUAAGGUGGAUAGAAACGUUCAGCAAAACGAAGCUAGCGUUUCUAAUAUUCGGUUCGUUGGCGAUAUUCCCGACACUCCUUUUACCUUCGUCGCCGUCUAUGUGGGUGGCCGGGAUGACUUUCGGAUAUGGAUAUGGAUUCUUGUUAACCAUAGCUGGGGUAGCUAUCGGCGUCUCUGUUCCAUAUCUUAUAGGAUCACUUUUCUAUCAUAGAAUUCAAGCCUGGUUGGAUAGAUACCCCAAGAACGCUUCAGUAAUAAGGUUAGCGGGCGAGGGAGGCUUUCUCAAUCAGUCCCAAGCUGUUAUGUUGAUUAGGAUCGCGCCAUUUCCGUACAUUAUAUAUAACUAUUGUGCGGUCGCUACGGAUGUGAAGUACGGUCCUUAUUUGGCCGGGACUCUUGUCGGAGUCGUCCCGGAAAUAUUUCUCACGCUUUACACCGGAAUCCUUAUACAGACAUUAGCCAACGCAUCCGCCGAGCAGCCUUUGUCCGCGACUCAGAUUAUCUGCACAGUUGCGGGCUUUUGCCUUACGGCUGCGGCGACAUUUGUUGUGACAUUAUUUGCGAAGAAACGGCUAAGGACACUGCAUAUGGAAGACGGGCUAUUGCUCGACGGCGCGACUUGAGGAAAACGGGUGCGCACCUAUGUAAGAAAAAAAAAAAAAAAAUCUAUAUAUUUAUACAUUGUUAAAAGUCUCUUGACGCUCGAAACGGUGGCGAUCUAUAUGUUGUGCCGCUGCUCGAGGCUCAUCUUCGACCGGAAGUGUUGUAAAGCUUCCAACGCAACGCUGAGGAAGUCGGGUUGUAUUUAUAAGUAAUUACGUUAUCCCGUUCUUUCUCCGA